Molecule: messenger RNA, 4477 nt
Organism: Mycena citricolor
Lineage: Eukaryota; Fungi; Basidiomycota; Agaricomycetes; Agaricales; Mycenaceae
Source: the annotation of a GenBank genome assembly
GUUUCCCGGAUCCCAUCUCGGGAACGGGCAGCAAUCUCUUCUGAUUCUGUCGCAGUCAGCAACCCAUCCUCACACGAUCUAGAAUGACAUCGGGUUUCAUUUGACCCUUCGUGGGCUCAGUGCUUUUACAUCGUUAUCAUCCCUCCACUGCGACCAGCUCAGCAUGUGCGGUCUCAGUGUUAUCAUCUUCGCGAACGCGGCGACGCCUCCCAGCGACGUGCGCGGUCAGCUCGAGGCGUCUCUCAAGAACAUCAAUCACCGGGGUCCGGACUCGCAAGGAGUGUACGUCUCGCCUGACUGUCGUGUCGGUCUCGGACACGUCCGGCUCUCCAUUAUCGACCUCUCUCACGGUCAGCAGCCGCUUUCGGACGAGGACGACAAGAUCUUUUGCGUGGUCACCGGCGAGUUGUACGACUAUGCCCGGAUUCGCGCCGAUCUCGAAGCCAAGGGGGCAGUUUUCAAGACUCAUUCCGACUCCGAGCUCGUCGUUCAGCUUUACAAGCACGACGGCUUCAAUCUGCUCCCCUCGUUGCGAGGCGAGUUCGCGUUUGUGCUGUAUGAUUCUGCACGGAGCCUCGUUUUUGCUGCCCGCGACCGAUUUGGCAUCAAGCCUUUGUACUACACCAUUAACGACAACCGGCUCAUGAUCGCCAGUGAGAUGAAGGCGUUCUUACCAUUCGGCUGGAAAGCGGAGUGGGACAUCGACAGCAUCAUGCACGCCGGUGACCUUUCAGACGACCGCACCGUCUUCAAGGGUGCGAGGAAGCUUGUUGCGGGCAACUACUUGAUCUAUCGUCCCACGGGCUAUCUCAAAGUUCAGCAGUAUUGGGACCUGGACUACACGCCGACGAAGGUUCCUCAGACGGUUGAGGAGAUGAUAGAGGGCGUGCGCCAGCGUCUCUUCGAUGCAAUCAGGCUCCGCCUUCGGUCGGACGUCCCUAUAGGAAUGUACCUCAGCGGUGGGAUCGACAGCGCCGCUAUUGCCGGAAUGGCCACCGACCUCCUUCGGAAGGAGAACCCAAAUGCCCGCCUUGUUUCGUUCACCCUUGCGUUCCCUGACGCGAAAGGAAACGACGAAGGCCCGAUCGCUGGCCGUACCGCCGAGCACAUCGGUGCGGAGACUCACAUGGUCAACGUCACGGAAGCUGCGCUCGUUGCGGCCUUGGAGCCGACCAUCUGGCACACCGAGCAGCCGAACUGGACGUUCCACGGGCCGGGCAAGUUCCUCCUGUCCGAGUUCGUCAACAAGCAGGGCUACAAGGUCGUUCUGAGCGGGGAAGGCGCAGACGAGUUCUUCGGUGGAUAUGCGUGGCUCCCCGUCGACUACCUCCGCCAAGCGGAUGAGGCUGGUCAGAAGCUCGGGCUGGAACUUCCCUCUGACGCUGAGCGGGUUGCGAUUCUGGAUCGCAUCCAGGGCAUGAGCGUUCCGGUGCUUUCGCUGAGCGAGAACUCGUAUACGGAUGCAACAUUGGCACGCCAGAUGCUGGGCGGGGUUUCGUGCCAUCGCGCCUACGCUGCGGCGGGCACAGCCGGGCCGCACGUUUAUAACCAAACGGCGAUCAGCUUCGCGGGGGAGCCGUAUCCGACUCGGGCUAUGGCAGAGAACAUCGAUCCUCGUGUGCGCGAAAAGGCCGUCAGCGGUGAAUGGCACAAGCUGCACAUUGCAUCCUAUGUCACCGCGAAGACCAUCAUGCAGCAGUCUAUUCUGAAUCAGAUGGGCGAGAGAAGUGAGAUGGCGCAUUCCGUGGAAGGGCGGCCCCCGUUCCUUGAUCACCACCUAGUCAACUACAUCAAUGGGCUUCCUGCAUCACUGAAAGUGCGGCCGAUUAAAGGCGCCGGGCCGGGAGCGUGGUCGUUCACGGACAAGUGGUUGCUGCGGGAGGCAGUGAAGCCGUAUGUGACGGAGGAGAUGUAUGCGCGGCGAAAGCUCAGCUACAAUGCUCCUGCGGCGAAUCGCGAGGCGGGCGGGCAACUGCUGCCUCUGCAGGCCCAUCUUAAAGCGCGCAUCACCCGAGAGAGCGUGGAACGACUGGGUUUCUUUGAUUGGGGCUUUGUCGAGACGUCGCUUACUGGAUACCUGUCGAAUGCGGUGUUUCCCGCUGAUGGGGCGCUCGACACCCGGGCUCAGUUGCUCAUGUAUGUGCUCAGCUUCAUCGUGCUCCAAGAGCGCUUCUCUGUUCCGACCUGGUCUGUGUAGAUUAUUACAUUUACCGUAGAAUGCAACGCCGGUAGCGAUCUCUCGGCUCUCCCGGGAAUCUGUCUGCGUGCUACCGGGUGCCCAGUCUGUCGGAACAAAUCAUGUGCCUAGGUUGUUCCCAUCGUGAGAAGGCCUCUUGUGUCUCACCGACUGUUGUCCUCCCUUCCCAGCCGCUUCCUUUCCGAUUAGAUUAUAUAGCGUGCAAGGGCAGUCUGAGCUGUCAAUCCGCGAUUCAUGGCUGCCCCACCCGCUGCCCCUCCUGCUUUUCCGCCUCUCGAUGACACUCUGGGAGCGAUGGAGAUCGGUGGAGUCGUCGGGACGUUCCUCUUCGGGAUUGGGACCCUGCAGACGUUCUAUUACUUCCGGCACUUCACGAACGACUCGCGCUAUCUGAGGUGGACGGUCGCGUUCCUCUGGCACGUCAUGUCAACUUCGCGUCGUCCGAUGGCUCAUAUGCAUCCUCAGGUUCAUGGAAUUGGGACAUACCGUGUCGGCCUGGCAUGCGCUCUAUUCGCUCACGGUGACCUUCUACGGACGGCCUCAGCAUGUAGCUUCGCCGCCGCAUUCUCUGGAGAUGACCAUCCUCUUCUCAGCCCCGAUUUACUUCUUGGUUCAGGUGCGUGGCUGGCUCUCUUGCCUCCGCAAGCAGUGUUCACCGAGGUCCGUCAGGUCUUCUUUGCGAACAGGAUCCGCGUCCUCUCUGGAAAAUGGUUCAUCACGGUCAUUUGCUGGUUCCUCACGCUCCUGCGAGCCAUCUGCACCUUCGCCAUGCUCGGCGUCACGCUCCACAUCGCGACGCUCAGUGAGCUCGAGGUGCACUACCAGUGGCUGAUGGCGAUCGCGCUUUCCCUCGGUGUGGCGGUCGAUGUGAUUGUGGCCGGCGCAAUGUGCUGGUGUCUGAUGACUAUUCGCACCGACAGCAUUACGUUCACGAGACAAAUGGUUGAUACAUUGAUUCUCUGGACUUUAGAGGCUGGAACCGCCACGGGCGGCACCAGUGUCGCAAUCAUUAUAUUCUUCUUCCUUCGAAAAGAUCUGGCAUGGUUCCCCUUUUAUCUCGUCCUCGCCAAGUUGUUUUCCAACUCAAUGCUCGCCUCGUUGAAUGGUCGACAACGUUUCCGUGGUGCAAACAAGCCAGCCAUCACACUCGAGUCGACCGUCCGAUCGAACGCCGUCACUCCCAACUUGGCUUCCCAUCGGGUCACUGACUUUGAGAUGGCGCAUGUGUCUGCUCCACACGGUGUGGAAUUCGCGUCGGCCAAGGACUUGGAAGCGACUGCGAGAAAACAGAUGUUCGAGUGAACUUUGCACUCUGCCGACACAUUCGUUUCUUGUCUUUCAUUGACGGACUAUCAGCUAUCGUUAUUCGCUAUUGAGAACUUGUGUAUCUUCCAUGUAGAACAUCCAGAUAUAGAGUGUGGAAGUGCUCUAAAAACAGACACGGAGCGGCAGGUCAAUCGACGCAAAGCCUCAUCUUCUAUCAAUGCAUGGUGUCUAUUUUGAACAAAUCAAGCAUCGGGAAUACUGUCGCUGAAUAAUUCAGCGUGGCUUUGCACCCACGGGCGCGGGAGAACAUCACAGACGGGCCACCGAUCCCACUUCACCGUUUCUCUCCAUCCAGGCCUUCGUGUGACUCCUCCAGUCCGUUUCCAGCAGGCUGUACUGACACUCAUCCUGAUAGCGCCCGUUCUCCAAAGGCGUCACAUCGCGCGCGAUGCCCUCGAGCUUCCAUCCGCCGCGCUCGGCCCAGGCCUGCGUCGCCUUGUUCCGGGUGUCGGUGUAUAGAUAGACCCGGUGGAUCUUCAUCACGUCGUACACGUAUCCCAGCAGAGUGUACAUCGCAUCGGUCGCGAAUGCUUUCCCGAAGUAUUCUGGGCGCACGACGAUCCCCGCCUCGCAUGAACAGCUGCGCUCGUGGUCGAUCAUAUAUAGGGAUGUCUCGCCCACGAAGUUCACUGGCGCGCCGUUGGUGCCGGUCGUAUAGAUCGCGAACUGCAGUCGUGUGGGAUCGUUCACUCCAGCUUCUCGGGCUCGUCGGACGGUCUCUGCUGUGAUCUUUUUUGGGAGUCCGACCAUGAACUUCCUCGUCGAAGGGGUCAUUCGCAGCCGUGCAACGGCCUCGUCGUCUGCCGAAGUCCGGGGCAUGAGCACGAGUUUGCCCGACUUGGAGAAGAGCGGUUUGUCGAGAAUCAUGUUGCAGAGAGAGGAUUCGAGUUCGAAUACUGCUGAUGUGUCAUGGCUUUUUCGAGGUUCUGGCCAUCAUGAGAAUGUCCAACUUUU